AUGGAAAGAGCAGCGCGGCUCCGGACUGUGCUGAUCCCCCUCGAUGAAGUCCGAGCUGAGUGGGAGAAGACCAGCGGCCCGUUCCACAAGCAGCGCGUGGCAGAGCACUGUGGGAUAUUUCGUGACUUGUUCAAGGGGGCCACGUUCACCCCCUGGGUUGCCCUGAGGGUGGAGUACAGCCAAGAAGAUGAGUACCUCGUGCCGGUCUACUAUGGGAACAUGGUGACUCCGUCAGAGGCUUCCCGUGCCCCUGCAGUGUCAUACGAGGCAGAUGAAGGCUCCCUGUGGACUUUGUUGCUCACAAAUCCAGAUGGACACUUAAGAGACACGGACUCGGAGUACCUGCACUGGCUGGGGGGAGUACUGACGAACAUCCCAGGCAGCGACAUCAAGUCGGGUGAUGAGAUCUGCCAUUACUUGCCCCCCUUCCCUGCCAUGGGGACUGGCUACCAUCGCUUCGUCUUCCUCCUCUUCAAGCAAGACUGCCCCAUAGAUUUCAGCGAGGAUGUUCGGCCGAUGCCGUGCCACAGCCUCAAGAUGCGAACCUUCAGCACGUUUGACUUCUACAGAAAGCACGAGGAUGCAAUGACCCCGGCAGGGCUGGCGUUCUUCCAGUGUCAGUGGGACAGCUCCGUUACUUGGGUCUUCCAUCAGCUUCUCAACAUGAGGGAGCCCGUGUUCGAAUUCGUGCGGCCGCCCGUUUACCACCCUCCGCAGUUGAAGUUCCCACGCCACCAGCCUCUGAGGUACCUGGACAGAUACCGAGACAGCGAGGAGCCCACCUACGGCAUUUACUAG
Molecule: messenger RNA, 798 nt
Organism: Opisthocomus hoazin
Lineage: Eukaryota; Metazoa; Chordata; Aves; Opisthocomiformes; Opisthocomidae
Source: RefSeq, a predicted model, not a curated record